Diversispora eburnea is the source of this 2844-nucleotide messenger RNA. The record is from the annotation of a GenBank genome assembly. Lineage: Eukaryota; Fungi; Glomeromycota; Glomeromycetes; Diversisporales; Diversisporaceae.
AUGAAGAUCAUUUUUAUCUCAUCAUCAGUUUACACUUUGUAUUUAAUGAAAAAGAAAUUUCGAGCCACCUAUGAUCCAAACACUGAUACAUUUAGAAUAGAAUAUUUAUUGGCUUUAUGUCUAUUUUUGGGAUUAAUGUUUAAUUAUAAAUUUACUGUUAUGGAAGCCGUAGCAAUUUUACCUCAAUUGUUUAUGUUAUCAAGAACGGGAGAAGCGGAAACGAUCACGACACAUUAUUUAUUUGCGUUGGGAGCUUACCGAGGAAUUUAUUUAUUAAAUUGGGUUUGGAGAUAUAAUAUGGAAGGUUAUGUUGAUUGGAUUGUUUGGAUUGCGGGAGCGAGUGUUGCAUGGAGAAAAAUUCAUACUUCCAAAAUGGGUAGACCAAACGGGAAAAAAGUUUCAACAACUAAAGUAUCUAAAGUUGCUAAAAGUAAAAACAAUGAUAUAAAAGAAAAUACAGAAAAGGACACUUCGGAAUCUGAUUCCGAGAUUAAAGUUCUUAGACGUAGACCUAAACGUAUAAUGGUUUCAGAAUCCGAGGAUUCUGAGAAUGAAGUUGUUCUUACUCCAAAAGCAACAAAAUCUUCGGGAUCUAAUAACAAAACAAAUGUACAAAAUUCAUUAAUUAAAGACGAGAAGUUGGAAAGUAAACUUGUAAAAAGAAUGCGAAUAGAUUCUGAAUCUGAAGGGAAUGAUAAGAACAUUGAACCCAAAAAUGAUUCAAAGAAAUUAAAUAAUAAAAAGGCAACAAUUAAAAAGGAGGAACCGAAUUCCACUAAUAAGAAAGUUUCUGCUACGUCAACUACUACUAUUACCACUAAGGCAAAAACUAUUAAGCAAGAAGCAAAAACUAUUAAGCAAGAAGAAAAAACUUUUAAACAAGAAGAAAAAACUGUUAAGCAAGAAGCGAAAACUGUGAAACAAGAACGAAAACGCAAUGAUUCUGAUUCUGAUUCAGAAUAUAGAAAGCUCGCAUCAAAAUCUCGAAAUCGAACAAGUGGCACAAAAUCACGACCGGAAAGAAAAAAGAAAAAAGAGGAUAACCAAGCGGAUGUUGAAAUAUCCGAAAAGAAAAGAGGUAAACAAAAGGAAACUAAGGAAGCUUCUGAUGCGGAAGUUGAACAGGAUAGUGAAGACGAAGACGAUGAAUUUAAAUGGUGGCAACAAAAUGCCGAUAAUGACGGUACAGUAAAAUGGAAUACGUUAGAACAUAAUGGAGUAUAUUUCCCUCCACCAUAUGAGCCACAUAAUGUAAGGAUGAAAUACGACGGUAAAGAAGUUACUUUAACCCCAGAAGCCGAGGAAGUAGCAAGCUUUUAUGCUGCUAUGCUCGGAACAGAUUACAAUCCUCCAAUUAAAGAUUUCAAAAAAUGUGACUUUUCUCCCAUAUACGAAUUUUUUGAAAAAGAAAAGGAACGAAAAAAGAAUUUGUCGAAGGAGGAAAAGGCUGCGAUAAAAGAAGAAAAAAAAAAACUUGAAGAAAAAUAUGGUUUUUGUGUUUUAGAUGGUCGUCGUGAAAAAGUUGGAAAUUUCAGGAUUGAACCGCCUGGUCUAUUUAGAGGUCGAGGUGCUCAUCCAAAAUGCGGUAAAUUGAAGCAAAGGGUUUUACCAGAACAAGUAACUAUUAAUGUUGGUAAAAAUACACCCGUCCCACCACCACCACCAGGACAUAAAUGGAAAGAAGUUAUUCAUGAAAACACGGUCACAUGGUUAGCUACAUGGAAAGAAAAUGUAAAUGAUAAUAUCAAAUAUGUGUUCUUGGCUGCCAAUAGUUCAUUGAAAGGUCAAAGUGACUUAAAAAAAUUCGAUAAAGCUCGUGAAUUAAAGAAACAUAUUGAAAAAAUUCGAAAUGAUUAUAAAAAAGAACUUAAAGACAAACUUAUGGCCACACGUCAGAUGGCCACAGUAAUUUACCUUAUAGAUAGAUUAGCACUUCGAGCUGGUAACGAGAAAAAUACCAAAGAUGAAGCGGAUACUGUAGGUUGCUGCUCGCUUCGGGUAGAACACGUUACUCUUAAACCACCUAAUACAGUCGAAUUUGAUUUCUUGGGUAAAGACUCUAUUAGAUAUGUCAAUACAGUCGAAGUUGAAGAACAAGUCUUCAAAAAUCUUAGGAUUUUUAUUAAAGGAAAAGAUCCCAAGAAAGAUAUGUUAUUUGAUAGAGUAAAUACACAAGAUUUAAAUAGACGUUUAUCUGGCUAUAUGAAAGGGUUAACGGCUAAAGUUUUCCGUACGUAUAAUGCAUCGUACACUUUUCAGACAGAGCUCAAAAAACUUACAGACAAGAAUGCGACAGUGGCAGAAAAGAUUUUGUCUUAUAACCGUGCAAACCGUAUGGUUGCUAUUUUGUGUAACCAUCAAAGAUCUGUAAGCAAAGCACACAGUAAUCAAAUGAACAAGAUUCAAGAUAAAAAAUACUCGGAUCUCGAAUCAGAUUUAGAGGAAGAUUGGAUUAUAGAGCACGAAAAACAGUUAAUGGAAAAAGAACGGGAAAGAAUUCAUUUACAACAAAUGUUAGCAGAUGUUGAUGAAAAAGAAAAGGAAUUAAUCCAUGAACGUAAAAUUGCUAAAAUUCAACCUAAAAAAGGUCAAACAAUUGAAAAGUUAGAGGCACAAAUAGAGAAACUAGAUGCUCGUAUUAAAGAAACAAAACUUAUGAUGGUUGAUAAAGAUGAAAAUAAAACUACUGCAUUGGGUACCUCUAAAAUUAAUUAUAUAGAUCCACGUAUUUCGGCUGCUUGGUGUUUAAAAUACAAUGUACCAACAGAGAAAAUUUUUAAUAAAAGUUUACGCGAUAAAUUUAAGUGGGCUUUUGAUGUUGUUAAUAAAGAAUGGGAAUUCUAA